AUGGUAAUGCCCGUUAAGGAAAGUCAUAUAGUGCUUGGCUGCUUUGUGAGCCGGUUGUUAGUCUCAUUCGUAUUCCCAUCAUUACAACAUCAAUUGGAUCAAUCUGUGGAAUUCUCCACUCCAAUGACAUCUUUUAAAUCUAUCCAAGAGGGUAUAUACAUGUUUACAAAGGGACUGCCGACUUAUAAUGGCGGUGUGGUGCAUCAUUCACCAAUAUUAAUAUGGAUGUUGUCCAUAUUACCAUCUCAACUGUUUAUCACCGUAUUAUAUGCGGCAAUAGACGCAUAUAUUGCAUUCCAAAUACUACAAAUCUCUAAACACUUGAAAUAUUGCAAUUUACCAAAUUACAUCUUCGGUAUUUUGUACGUUUUGAAUCCACUCGUAUUAUUAUCAUGUGUGAGUAAAUCAUCUAUUAUCUUCACAAAUGUACUCAUAACAACCGCUCUAUUACAUGUUCUACAAGGAAAUAUCGUCUUCGCUUCGAUGGCCAUUGCAGCAGCCGGUUAUUUGUCAUUAUAUCCCAUCUUAUUGUUAGUACCAUUAUUAGGAAUGAUUGCUUCAUGGAAACGGAAAAUACUAUCAAUAAUUACCACCAUAAUAACUUUACAAAUCUUAUUGUUCAUUAGUUAUGAAAUCAAUGGUAGUUCAUGGGACUUUAUAGACUCUACAUAUGGGAAAAUUUUGACAUUUAGUAAAGUAUUCCCCAAUAUUGGAUUAUGGUGGUAUUUCUUCGUCGAAAUGUUUGAUGAAUUUAUCCCAUUUUUCAAAAGUGUGUUCAAUUUAAUCGUAUUGGUUUUCAUUGUCCCAUUUACAAUAAGAUUCAACCAACAACCAUUAUUUGCAUUCAUUCUAUGUCUCGGUUGGAUUAUCUUAACUAAGCCAUAUCCAACUCUAGGUGAUGCUGGAUUUUUCUUGAGUUUAUUACCAUUUUUCAAUUCAAUUUUUGGUUACUUGAGAUAUCCACUCUUGUCUACAUUAUUAAUUCUUCAUGCAGUUAUAUUAUCACCAAUUUUCUAUCAUUUAUGGAUAGAUCUAGGUUCAGGGAACAGUAAUUUCUUUUAUGCUAUAACAUUGGUGUAUGCUUUGGGUAUCGCCUCCAUUAUCGCAGAUUUAACUUGGGCAAUGUUAAGAAAUGAAUAUGAUGAGGGAAAACCAAAUUAUAACGUUAAAGUGACUCAAAUAUAG
Molecule: messenger RNA, 1185 nt
Organism: Naumovozyma dairenensis CBS 421
Lineage: Eukaryota; Fungi; Ascomycota; Saccharomycetes; Saccharomycetales; Saccharomycetaceae
Gene: GAB1
Product: GPI-anchor transamidase subunit GAB1
Exons: 1
Coding region: 1-1185 (394 amino acids)
Biological process (GO): protein localization to cell surface; attachment of GPI anchor to protein
Cellular component (GO): GPI-anchor transamidase complex; membrane
Source: RefSeq, a predicted model, not a curated record